Messenger RNA from Seriola aureovittata, 3526 nucleotides. It is a transcript of the gene phox2a, whose product is annotated as paired like homeobox 2A. The transcript is spliced from 3 exons. The coding region runs from base 356 to 1261 and encodes 301 amino acids. Gene Ontology annotation, molecular function: DNA-binding transcription factor activity, RNA polymerase II-specific; RNA polymerase II transcription regulatory region sequence-specific DNA binding. The record is from RefSeq and is a predicted model, not a curated record. Gene Ontology annotation, biological process: regulation of transcription by RNA polymerase II. Lineage: Eukaryota; Metazoa; Chordata; Actinopteri; Carangiformes; Carangidae.
CAGGGAACAGAAGAAGAAGAGACGGACACAGAGAGCAAACCAGGAGAAAGUGAAGGAGUAGAGUGAAACUGUAGAGAGAAAAGAGAAAAAGUCUGGAUUAUUUACUGUGAAAAACGAAAAACAGCUGCGUGACAGUGACACAUAAACCACACAGCUGACAGGAGUUUUGGAGAGACCAACCAACCUACAGUCCUUGGACAUACUGGAGAGACAGACCAGCUCUGAACAUCUUCGACUAGUUUGAACAACAAUCUGCUAAAAUAAAACGCAGCGGCAGAAACACCUGAAGACGCUCUGACUCAGAGUUUACCUCCUCUUCGUGUUUGCAGACCGGUGUUUGCACCGGCUGACCUCCAUGUAUAAGAUGGAUUACUCCUACCUGAACUCCUAUGACUCCUGCAUGGCGGCCAUGGAAGCGUCGGCCUACGCGGACUUCAGCUCCUGCAGCCAGGCCAGCUCCUUCCAGUACAACCCGAUCCGGAGCGGACCCUUCUCCAACCCGGGCUGCACUCCGCUCAGCACGGCCAGCUGCACCCUGGGAGCCCUGCGGGAGCACCAGCCCACGCCUUACUCCUCAGUUCCUUACAAGUUUUUCUCGGACCCCUCUGGCCUGAACGAGAAGCGGAAGCAGCGGCGCAUCAGGACCACCUUCACCAGCUCCCAGUUGAAGGAGCUGGAGCGGGUCUUUGCCGAGACACACUACCCGGAUAUCUACACCCGAGAGGAGCUGGCUCUGAAGAUAGACCUGACCGAGGCCCGGGUACAGGUGUGGUUUCAGAACAGGCGUGCCAAGUUUCGUAAACAGGAACGUGCAGCCAACGCCAAAGCCAACAACUCUGGUGGCAACACGGGCAGCACCUCGAGCAGCAGCUCUGGAGGGAAGAAGGGCGGAGAGCCGAGAUCUUCAUCAGAUGAUGAUGAGUCCAAAGAAUCCACCUGCAGCCCCACACCUGACAGCACGGCUUCCCUGCCGGGCUCGGCCAAUGGAAACUUGGGCAGCCCUGCCAGCCUGAGCCCCAGCCCGGCUCCUGCCAACAGUGGCUAUACCAACACAUCCAGCUCUCCGAUCCUCCAGGGGCUGAAGCCGCCCAGCUGGUCCAGCCUGGGGCCGUCCAACCCAGCCGUGGCUCAGCCUGCUGCCCAGACUCAGGAGAUUCUGAAGGCCUGGCAGCCGGCGGACAGUAUGACCGGGCCCUUUGCCGGAGUCCUGUCCUCCUUCCACAGAAAACCCAAUCCCACCAUCAAGACAAACCUGUUCUGAAGCACAGAGGAAGAGAAAAAGAGAAACAGACAUUAUGUGGUCUACUGGAACAGUGAGGAGUUUCUAGCUUUUGAUGAGAGAGUCAGGACUUCCCCAUUAUAACGCUGAAUUCACUGGUGUACUCGGCUGUGGUUCAGUGAGGCCCUCGGUUCUUCUCAAAAAAACUAUCCUGUCAAACUGAUUCAUAACUCAGACAAUAAAGUCAAAAGUCUGGUCACCAUCUUUCUCCCUAAAAUAUUAUGCAACUGUGCACAUUAUACCUGCAAAACUCCACCUGCACAUGGACAGGUUCCCUCCUGCAAUGACUUAAACUUUUCACCCUCAUCCUCAAAUUAGAGCUGCUCGUACAGUUCGACCAGAAAUCACUUCCUCAGAUAAAACUAGAAGACAGUGUUGUCACCUCUAUUUAAUGAUGUAAAACUCUUCAUGUACAGGUCCUUAAACUGUUACCUGACUAAAACCUUCACAGUGUCAAAAGAACAUUUGUGUGUCCAGCCCAAUUUCAUGUGAAAUGUCUUUGACUCAUACACACAUCUUUUAAACACACUCUCUGCCCUUCUGUCCUGCCUUUCUUGCACACUCACAUUCCCACACUCACUGCAUUGCAACACGCCCUGUUGAACACUUGGACAGCCACAGCAGCGUGCUAUGCUCUGAUGAGCAUGGGGGUCAGGUACAGGUUUAAAGCAGAAAUCUAAACAUCACACUCCGGUCUCUGCUGAAGAAACAAAACAAACAAACUUUUACCCUCAAGCACAACUUCCUCUAAGCCCCCUGACACACAGACAUCCCACCAGAAGGAACAGGGUCCCCCUAAAUCUCUUUGCCGAGCAAAACGGGGCGACCCAAAAUCCAAUUAGAGCAGCCGGGUCCAGACAAGACACCUCCCCAGUUCAAUUCAUCCCCUCCUUCUUCUUUACUGUAUCAAAUCCUGACUCCCCCACUUGCAUUCUCAUUGUGACCCCUCCCCAAGGCUUUUUGGUCCCAUCAUGCCUUUCUCUGUCAAACAGUGGGCACUUUGUUAAGACUCAGCAAGGGAAAGAGAUGGAGAACUUGUCUCUGUUUUCAGUUCACAUUUACUGCAGUUUCCUGCCCUGUUGUACGGGUGGAGAAAGGUGAAGAUCUGUAGUUAUACACAGGGUGUAGCCUAAAAAUCUGUCAGUCUAAUUACAAUUCAAGUGUAGAGUUGGUAUCAUUGUACUGCAACUCGUUUCUCAUGUCAUCACAGACUGAAGAGUUUUUUGAUUCUCCUGCUGGAUUGAUGGGAAUGAAUGAGUCUGUUCUGCAGGCAGUGCUUCAGUCUGUGAAGCGGACUUACAACUCAUCACCCACUCUGACUCCUUCAUCACUUUUUCAGCCCAGUUUCAUUAGCCCUCCUGCAGCCGACAAAUACGGGACAAUCUUUCUCAGAAACAUGACACAAGCCAGUCUAAUGCUGGCAAUAUACAGAGAAAAAGAGUUUUCUAAUAUCCUGGUUUUUGUCUACCCUCGUUUUUUUUUUUUUGCAAAAAGGCAAAAAAAAAAGCAGCCGUUUCUACUUUCUUUCACGUUGCAAAGUUGCUUGUGAAUUAUCUAGAUUUCAUUUUGUUGCAAAUCACUGAAACAACACUGAUUUAAGAGCUGUUUUUCUUUUGGGAGGGUUUACUCUAGAAGGGAAAAAAACAUGUAUUUAUUAAUAUUUUUUAUUAUAUCUGUGAGAAACCCACAUAUUUCUUUCAACUGCUCCAUAAAAUUGUGUGACUGUAAAUUCUGUAAUUAGUAAUAUAAAUAUUAGGUAGCCCUUUGUUUAUUUCCCUGACGUUGCUUUACAGAUUUAUUUCAUUGCAGAGUAUCUGUCUCACAGACCAACAUGUCCAUGAAAACUAUGAAUCGACAGAUGCUCUAGUGAAUGAGAAGUUAUAGCACUACUCUGAAUAUUCUAAUAAAUCUACAUUAUGGAAACACUACCUGAUGUGUUUAAAGAUUUGGUUUCUUGUGUGCGACAAAGUGAUGGGAGUGUUGUGUGUCAUGUGCAAAGUCACAAAGCUGUUUUCAUUAACUCUGAGGUACAGUAUGAGCUCCUGAAAACAUGGUUAAAUAAAAACAUGAGUGACUUUCAUUUUACCAUACACACUCUCUCUUUCCCUUACUGAGGCAGCUCUACAGCUCACAGACCAUAACUGUUUCAUCCUGACAGCUUUCCCUGCAGACAACAAAAAAAAAGAAGAAAAUAAGUGAAUUUAUAAAAUAAGGAAAGACAUUAAAUUUUAAUUGAAAAAAAAAAAA